AUGCCUACGCCGAUCCCGCAACCGAAAGGCCUCCCAGUCCUGGGCAACCUUUUCGCCCUCGACUCCAAGAACCCCUGGGGCUCAUUCAACAAGCUCGCCGCAGCUUCGCCAUCGAACCGCCCGAUCUUCAAAAUCAGUAUUCUCGGCCACGAUAUUGUUUUCGUGACCUCCGCCGCCCUCCUCGAAGAGAUUUGCGACGAGACGCGAUUCCGAAAAUGUGUGACGGGCCCCAUCAUCGAAAUCCGCGCGGCGGUUCAUGACUCGCUCUUCACGGCUUACCACUCCGAGAACGAAAUCUGGGGAAUUGCGCACCGUAUCAUGAAGCCGCUUGUCUCUCCAGAGGCGAUAGAGGGUGUUUUCAACGAGAUGCGAGAGACAAGUGAUGAUUUGAUCAGAAAGUGGACGGCUUCUCCGAAGCAGCGCGUUAACGUGACGAAUGAUCUCGAUCGGAGCAACCACGAGGCGAAUAUGCUAGCGUUUUUCCACCAGAAGAUGGCUAUCAUGAACGGUACUGAGCCGGCCGUCAUUGCCUCGUGCCAGAAUGCGACCAUGGAAGCGAUGAAGCGCAGCUCGCGACCGAAGUUCCUGACCUGGCUCAUGGGUCACCAGAAGCGCUAUGAUUCUGACAUCAAGAUAAUGCGCGACUACGGCGCGGAGAUCGUGCGCAAGCGUCGCGAAGAGCACCCCGACGGAGGGCCCAAAGAUAUGCUACAUGCCCUCCUCCACGGCGUCGACAACGAAACCGGCAAAAAACUCUCGGAAAGCCAAGUCCUUGACGAAAUCAUCAACAUAUUCAUCGGCAGCGCAACAGCGCCCAACCUCCUCUCCUUCGGCCUCUACUAUCUCGCGAACAACCCCCACGCCAUCGCCAAAGCCCGCGAGGAACUCGACACCGUCGUCGGCACCGGGCCCUUCGAACAUGCCCACCUAUCCCAAAUCCCUUACACCGAGGGCAUCCUCCGCGAAACCCUGCGGCUUUCGGCCACGGCUCCCGGCUUCAACAUCGAGCCGCUCCCGUCACCGGGUAACGAGCCCGUUCUCCUCGCCGGCGGCGAAUACCAGGUCUCGCGCACACAACCCCUCAUCGCGCUCCUCACAGCCGUAAACCGCGACCCCGCCGUUUUCGAAGAUCCCGAAGCCUUCAAGCCCGAACGAAUGGUUGGUGAGAAGUACGACGCCCUUCCUUCCGGCGUGAAGAAGGGAUUCGGCAAUGGCAAGCGGCAAUGCUUUGGAACAAGAUAUGCGUGGGAAUGGAGUUUGUUGGUUCUAGCGCGCUUGAUCAAGGAGGUGGACUUCGAGCUCGCGGACAAGGGAUAUAAGGUGAGUAACGAGGGCGUCAACUAUAACGGAGCGUUCAGUACGAGACCCCUCGGCUUCUACUUGCUUGCGAGUCCGCGGGCUGCGGUGUGA
This is a messenger RNA of Aspergillus mulundensis, 1410 nucleotides long. RefSeq names its product putative cytochrome P450. The record is from RefSeq and is a predicted model, not a curated record. The transcript has a single exon. NCBI's taxonomy places the organism in Eukaryota, Fungi, Ascomycota, Eurotiomycetes, Eurotiales, Aspergillaceae. Gene Ontology annotation, molecular function: oxidoreductase activity, acting on paired donors, with incorporation or reduction of molecular oxygen; monooxygenase activity; heme binding. The coding region runs from base 1 to 1410 and encodes 469 amino acids.